AUGGAUGUCCCAAAAAGCUUUCUGGACCAGGUUGUACCCCAAGCCACGGCCUCCUGGGCUCACAUCGUGGCAAAGUACUCGCCUCAAAAAAUCGAGUUCGUUGGCACACUUCUCGCCCAGGUCCUUACCUUCUGGCUACCAUCAAUAUGCUAUAUGCUCCUCGAAGUGAUAGCGCCCUCCUUCUCGCAGCGCCACAAAAUCCAACCAGCACCCAAACAGCCAACCCGUCGCGAGAUCGCACGCUGUUUCGUAGUCGUGGUACAGAACCAGAUCAUAUCAUCUAUACUUCAUCUGACACUGCUGUCCGCCGCCAGCUAUGCUGGCUUGAAAUCAACAUAUCGCAUCGAGACCUCCCUCCCAGGCCCAAUCGAGAUCCUCCGCGACGUCUUUCUCAGCCUGUUGAUGCGCGAAGUGUUAUUCUACUACGGCCACCGAAUCCUACAUAUACCCGCCCUCUACAUCCCAAUCCAUAAAAAGCAUCACCGAUUCACUGCUCCGAUUGCGCUGGCUGCGCAGUUCGCUCAUCCGAUUGAACACAUCUUCGCUAAUACAUUGCCUAUCUCUCUGCCGCCGCAGUUGCUGGGGAGCCAUAUUGUGACUUUUUGGGUGUUCUUGGCUUAUGAGCUUGUGAAUACGGCGACGGUUCACAGUGGCUAUGAUUUCUUUUGCCACAAGGCUAGGGCGCAUGAUCUUCACCAUGAGAAGUUCAAUUUGAAUUAUGGAUCGUUGGGGUUGUUGGACUGGGUGCAUGGAACGGAUAAAUUGAAGAAGCGUCGCACUGAGUAG
This is a messenger RNA of Penicillium samsonianum, 786 nucleotides long. Its product is annotated as sterol desaturase family protein. Gene Ontology annotation, biological process: ergosterol biosynthetic process. The coding region runs from base 1 to 786 and encodes 261 amino acids. The record is from RefSeq and is a predicted model, not a curated record. The transcript has a single exon. Gene Ontology annotation, molecular function: iron ion binding; C-4 methylsterol oxidase activity. Lineage: Eukaryota; Fungi; Ascomycota; Eurotiomycetes; Eurotiales; Aspergillaceae.